Capsicum annuum is the source of this 1119-nucleotide messenger RNA. RefSeq lists its product as uncharacterized. The transcript has 3 exons. Gene Ontology annotation, molecular function: alpha-tubulin binding. Bases 1 to 1119 code for a protein of 372 amino acids. The record is from RefSeq and is a predicted model, not a curated record. Lineage: Eukaryota; Viridiplantae; Streptophyta; Magnoliopsida; Solanales; Solanaceae. Gene Ontology annotation, biological process: protein folding.
AUGGCUGAGGGGUUCCUGAAGUUGGAAAAUGAUUUGGAAGGAGAAGCUGAGAAGUGUUUGCAAGAGCUUGUCAAUAGAUGUCUAGUCCUCGUCUGCAAGAAAAGUCUAGAUGGAACAAGAAUUAGAUCAUGUAAGGUUCAUGAUCUAAUAUAUGACCUGUGCGUGAGAGAAAUUCAAAAGGAGAACAUUUUUAUCAUGAACGACAUUGUGCUUGGCGUAUCCGAUUUGGAAUGUAGAUAUCUCAGUAUGCAAAAAAUGCAGCCCUUUAAACGCGUGACUGGUGAUGAAAUUGAUUAUCGCCGCUAUGGUCUUUAUAGGGCUGGUGAUGAAAUUGAUUAUUGUCGCUAUGGUCUUUAUAGGUCUCUUCUUACCCCUGCACAUCAUCAGUUGAGAGAUCAUGACCACAACGAUCUUUGGAAACGAACCCGUUCUAUUUUCUCUUUUCUUCUUAGGGAUUCAUAUUUUAUUCUCAAAUCAGAGCUUAUUCAUUUCAAAUUACUCAAAGUCUUGGAGUUGAGACACAUAGAGAUUGAUAAUUUCCCUCUACAGAUACUAAACCUCAUCUGGUUGAGUUACCUAUCAUUGCAAUGCGAUGAAAAUUUAGACAUUCCUCAAGAAAUUUGCAGGUUAUGGAAUCUGCAGAUGUUCAUUGUUCAAGCAAGUGCAAAAGCUUUUCCAGCAACACUCAAGAAGCUGAAGUUAAGACUUACUUCAUUAAGGUGGUCGUACUUGGACAUCAUAGCUGAGUUGCCUAACCUUGAGGUGCUGAAGCUGAUGACUAGUGCUUGUGAUGGUGAAGAAUGGCAUCCAAAUGUUAGGGGAUUUGCUCGAUUGAAGCUUUUGUUAAUUGAAAAUAAUGAUCUCAAGUACUGGAAAGCCACAAAUGACAAUUUUCCUGUCCUUGAGCGCCUCAUGAUUAGAAGUUGCCAAAAAUUAAAAGAUAUACCUAUUGAGUUUGCAGAUAUACACACACUACAGCUGAUUCAGUUAAGAAAGUGUCCUCCCGAACUUGGGGAAUCUGCUGCACGGAUUCAGAAAGAACAAGAAGACCUCGGAAACAACCUUGUGGAUGUCCGUAUCUCCGAUCCAUUGAAGGAGAGUGAUUAUGAUUUAGAAUAA